Molecule: messenger RNA, 1637 nt
Organism: Lingula anatina
Lineage: Eukaryota; Metazoa; Brachiopoda; Lingulata; Lingulida; Lingulidae
Biological process (GO): signal transduction
Molecular function (GO): protein binding
Source: RefSeq, a predicted model, not a curated record
AUGGCUGACAGUAGGCUUCUCUGGGCUGCAAGGGGUGGAGCUACACAGAGUUUACAGGAACUGCUGACUGCCGGGGAGUGCAACAUCAAUGUCCAGGACUGGAAUGGGUGGACACCACUUCAGGAGGCUGCCAGGGGCGGCCACACGCAAUGUGUCCAGCUUCUCCUCCAACAAGGGGUUGAUACCAAUAUACAGGCUGAGAAUGGAUGGACACCACUUCACCAGGCUGCCAGGGGCGGCCAAACGCAAUGUGUCCAGCUUCUCCUCCAACACGGGGCUGAUACCAAUAUACAGUCUGAGAAUGGGUGGAGACCACUUCACUGCGCUGCCAGGGGCGGCCACACGCAAUGUGUCCAGCUUCUCCUCCAACACGGGGCUGAUACCAAUAUACAGGCUAAGAAUGGGUGGACACCACUUCUGGUGGCUGCCAAGGGCGGCCACACCGAAUGUGUCCAGCUUCUCCUCCAACACGGGGCUGAUACCAAUAUACAGGAUAAGAAUGGGUGGACAUCACUUCACUGCGCUGCCGAGUGCGGAGACACACAAUGUAUUCAGCUUCUCCUCCAACACGGGGCAGAUACCAGUAUACAGGCUAAGUGUGGGUGCACACCACUUUACCUGGCUGCCAAGGGCGGCCACACACAAUGUGUUCAGCUUCUCCUCCAACACGGGGCUGAUACCAAUAUACAGGCUAAGUAUGGGCGGACACCACUUCACUGGGCUGCCUUGUUGGGCCACACACAAUGUGUUCAGCUUCUCCUCCAACACGGGGCUGAUACCAAUAUACAGGCUAAGAAAGGGCUGACACCACUUCACUGGGCUGCCUUGUUGGGCCACACACAAUGUGUUCAGCUUCUCCUCCAACACGGGGCGAAUACCAGUAUAAAGACUAAGGAUGGGUGGACAUCACUUCACUUGGCUGCCUACAAGGGCCACACACAAUGUGUCCAGCUUCUCCUCCAACAUGGGGCGGAUACCAAUAUACAGACUGAGCAUGGGUUGACACCACUUCAUGUGGCUGCCUUGACCUAUCAUUGUGUUGAGCUUCUCCUCCAACACGGGGCGGAUGCCAGUAUACAGACUAAAGAUGGGUGGACACCACUUCACGUAGCUGCCAGGUUCGGCUACACACAAAGUGUUCAGCUUCUCCUCCAACACGGGGCGGAUUCCAGUAUACAGAAUAAGGAAGGAAAGACACCAAGAAUGUUGGCAAAAGGCAAAGAACACGCUACCGUAACAGAACUGCUGAGGCGUUUUGAAAUACCAGAUAUACAGGGGUAUGCACAGACCAGGACUUUGGAGCACCUUGCUGAACUAUUAGAUCCUGCUGAAUACACCAUUAUUAACCAGACCAACCUGAGCACAAACUUCCCUGACGUCUUUCAAUUCCAAAAAGUGCAGGAACUGAAAAACUGGGCCGACAAGAACAAUUGUACAAAGAUUAGAGACCUAAAGGAUCGGCUACAGGAUUCAAACCUUCCACGACUUUCCAGUGCGGCAGUGGACUAUUAUGCUGAAGUGGUGAAGAAUAUUUCAGACAUGCCCCCAGAUGACUUUGAAGAACUUUGUAGAACCCUGAUCACUGCCAGGCACAUGUGCAUAACAUGUUCAGCAACCACUAACCAGCAAGAAAUAAA